AUGUUCGCUCUUCUGUCUUAUGCUACAAAUCUCUCAAUAAUAUACAUCGUCCUCACGCUAUCCCUCUACAUGCUCUCCCCCAUCCUUCCCAUCGCCGGUUUCUUCGCCCGCAUACUCACCGGCUACAUCGCCCUCAUCAUUUGCGCCUGCUACGGCGUCUUCAUCUCCAUCAUCCUGCGCUUGGUAGGAAACUAUCGCACAUCGCAAUGGGCUGUCGCUCGCGCCUUCAAAUGGAUUAUGUGGUUUACCACCGGCGUGACCUUCGUUGUCGAAGAUCCCCAUAACUAUCUAGGCACGACACGCCCCGCAGUCAUUAUCGGCAAUCAUCAAACCGAACUCGACGUGCUGAUGCUCGGCUGUAUCUUUCCUCGAUUCUGCUCGGUGACUGCGAAGAAGAGUUUGAAGAAUGUGCCAUUCUUAGGCUGGUUUAUGAGCUUGAGUGGCACGGUUUUCAUCGAUCGUGCUAAUGCGAAGGAUGCGCGACAGGCAAUGGCGGGGGCAGUGACGGAGAUUAGAGAGGAGAGACAGAAUGUUUAUAUGUUUCCUGAGGGAACAAGAAGUUAUGCAAAGGAACCGACACUUUUGCCUUUUAAGAAGGGAGCUUUUCAUUUGGCGGUGCAGGCGGGGGUACCGGUUGUGCCGGUUGUGGUGGCCUGUUAUAGUGAUGUGUUGCAUGUGCAGAGUUGGAGGUUUCGAUCGGGAAGAAUACCAGUUAAGGUCCUGAAACCAAUCGAAACGAAAAACCUUACAUCGGCGGAUGUUGAAGAUCUGGCGAGAGACACGAGAGAAUUGAUGCUGAGGGAACUGAUAGCUUUGACUUCGAGGAGAGAAAGAAAGCCAAUAGCUAUGCCGGCACAAAAUGCAGAUGGGGUCGUGAAAGCUACUGGCGUGGAAGCACAAGUAGAGCAUCAUAUACUAUGA
Molecule: messenger RNA, 921 nt
Organism: Sclerotinia borealis F-4128
Lineage: Eukaryota; Fungi; Ascomycota; Leotiomycetes; Helotiales; Sclerotiniaceae
Source: the annotation of a GenBank genome assembly